Cordyceps fumosorosea ARSEF 2679 is the source of this 213-nucleotide messenger RNA. RefSeq lists its product as hypothetical. The record is from RefSeq and is a predicted model, not a curated record. Bases 1 to 213 code for a protein of 70 amino acids. The transcript has a single exon. NCBI's taxonomy places the organism in Eukaryota, Fungi, Ascomycota, Sordariomycetes, Hypocreales, Cordycipitaceae.
AUGCCUGUGUACAUAGUCGAGGCUGGGAACGACGAGCUUGUGCCACAUAAUCACGGUCAACUGCUGGCCGGACGGUGCGAGGAACUCGGCUUGCCUGUGCAGCGCCAGACCGUGCGCAGGGCCCUUCACAACGACGUCUCGAUACGACAAGCUGGCAAGCAGGCCAUUGCGGACUACAUACGGUGCGCCGUGGCGGCCGCUCAGGCAAAGUGA